AUGUCAGAGGACUAUCGACAGAUCCACACAUGCCCACACAUAGUGGAGCAGAAGGUGUUGCUAGACAUCAGGAACAUGCUGCAAUCGAUGGGAAAAGACAUAACGUUGUUCCCUUUGCCCAACAUUGAUGAGUCGCAUGACACUAUCGAUGGCGAGGCUAGAGAGAUCAUUGAGGAGUCCUCAAUCGAGGUAGACAUUGAGCACGCUUCUCUAGCAUCCUCCCUUAACCUCGAGCAAAAAUCUACCUACGAUGAGAUAUUAUCCGCCAUCGAUAGUGGCAAUGGAGGUGUCUUCUUUGUAGAUGGCCCGGGAGGCACUGGGAAGACUUUUUUAUAUAAAGCAUUACUUGCGAAGGUUCGCAGCGAGGGCAAGAUGGCUGUGGCAAUUGCGACAUCGGGAGUUGCAGCAUCUAUCAUGCCUGGAGGCAGGACCGCACACUCAAGGUUUAAGAUCCCGCUCAACAUCGACGAAGGCGCAACAUGUAGCUUUACGAAGCAGAGUGGGACGGCCAAGCUCCUUCGCAUGGCAUCUCUCAUAAUAUGGGACAAGGCCUCUAUGACAAAGCGCCAGGCAGUUGAGGCACUCGAUAAUAGCAUGCGGGAUAUAAUGGGCCGACAUGACCUGCCAUUUGGGGGGAAGACCGUUGUGUUUGGCGGGGACUUUAGGCAGGUCCUCCCAGUUGUCCGGAAGGGGACGAGGCCCCAGAUUACCGAUGCGACUUUGCGCAUGUCAUACCUAUGGGAAAGCAUGCGACAACUCAAGCUCAUUCGUAACAUGAGGGCACAGAACGAUGAGUGGUUUGCAGAUUUCUUGCUACGUGUCAGGAAUGGCACCGAGGAGACAGGCGAGGAUAGCAACAUUUGCCUGCCUCAAUAA
Brachypodium distachyon (stiff brome) is the source of this 876-nucleotide messenger RNA. Its product is annotated as ATP-dependent DNA helicase PIF1-like. The transcript has a single exon. Gene Ontology annotation, biological process: DNA repair; telomere maintenance. The record is from RefSeq and is a predicted model, not a curated record. Gene Ontology annotation, molecular function: DNA helicase activity. Lineage: Eukaryota; Viridiplantae; Streptophyta; Magnoliopsida; Poales; Poaceae. The coding region runs from base 1 to 876 and encodes 291 amino acids.